Molecule: messenger RNA, 2758 nt
Organism: Filobasidium floriforme
Lineage: Eukaryota; Fungi; Basidiomycota; Tremellomycetes; Filobasidiales; Filobasidiaceae
Product: Metallo-dependent phosphatase-like protein
Exons: 14
Coding region: 121-2475 (784 amino acids)
Biological process (GO): nucleotide catabolic process
Molecular function (GO): hydrolase activity
Source: RefSeq, a predicted model, not a curated record
GUUUGCUGCUUGCUGAUUGUAACCAGCGCUCGCACUCGCUCAUCUAUCUCGAUACAUAAUUUGUCGCUGCGAGCGAUACAUCCACGCUUGCAGCAGCGUCCCGUAUAGCGACAUCUCACCAUGCCCGUAGGCGAGAUCACCAAAUUGCCCAUCUUGGCAUUCAACGAUGUCUAUCGAGUCCAUCAGAAGUACAAUGCGCCUGCUGGCCACGAAGCUCGUGAUGCAGCGGGUAACGAUCCCGAAGCCAGAACCGGCCAACCACAACAACAACAAUAUAUCGGCGUAGGACAAUUUGCCAGGACGCUAUACGAUGUGCGAAAUAAGUGGCCUGAGAGGGAAAAGGAUGUCGGAAUGGGCGAUCGUGGCGACGAGAGGGACGGGCUGGUUCUCUUCGCCGGUGACGUAUUCAACCCGUCGGUCGAGUCCGCGAUCACAAGAGGGUCGCAUAUGGUGCCGAUUCUUAGGGAACUGAAACUAGAUGCUUCUUGUGUUGGCAAUCACGAUUUCGAUUUCGGUUACGCUCAUCUAACGACCCUGAUGAAGUCAUGCGGAUUCCCCUGGCUGCUCUCCAACAUCAUCGACGAGAAGACCGGCAAGAACCCCGAAGGCGUCCACCGAUGCGUCGUGAAGGAGCGGUGUGGUGUGCGAAUCGGCCUCAUCGGCUUGGUAGAACAGGAUUGGAUUGCUACGAUUCCUUCAUGGCCAGAGACUUUCAAGUAUAGAGAGAUGAAGGAUGUAGCUUUGGAGCUGUCCAAGGAGAUGCGAGAUCCGAACGGACCUUACAAGGUAGAUAUGAUAAUCGCUUUGACGCAUUGUCGGUUGCCAAACGAUAUCAGACUCGCCAACGAGCUAGCUGCGACUGUAGGCCAGGAAAAUAAGAACGAACAUGGAGUGGAUUGCCUUAUUGGCGGUCACGAUCACAUGUACUAUAUCGGUAAAGGAGCACAGGAAUGGGAAGGGUUCCGCGGAGAUCCCAAGAUUCGAGGCGUACAGGAAGACAAGGGAGUUUGUCUCAUAAAAAGCGGCACUGAUUUCCGAGAUUUGUCAGAGGCCGUCUUCGAGCUUGAGGACACCCCGGCUGGUAGCAUCAGAACCAAGGUCGUCAAGAGCUUGUCAGGGAAACACCACGAAAUCACGCCAGCUACACCCACAGCGCCCGAGAUCGACAAUCUCGUCAAAUCCUUGCUGUCCACAGUCUCGGAUACUUUAUCGAAACCGGUCUGUUUCAGCUUGACACCGUUCGACGUGAGGAGCGAGAAGGUACGGACGGAGGAGACGGCCAUCGGGAACUGGGUUGCGGAUAUCCUGAUGCACGCGUAUGCGGAGAGAUUGGAAGAGGCGGGCAAGGAGGAGAAUGGCGAUUCGUCGGCGAAAGGGAACGAGGCGGAUGCGGUCAUCAUUUGCGGAGGGACUUUCCGUGGAGACAGCUUGUAUCCGGCAGGUAAAAUUACGCUCGGAGAUAUCCUAGAAAUCUUGCCGUUCGACGAUCCCGUUGUUUGUCUGGAGCUCGAUGGUAAAGGUGUACACGAUGUAUUGGAAUGUGCCCUAAGCAAAUGGCCGGCACAAGAAGGGCGCUUCCCUGUAGUAUCGGGUUUGCGAGUUACCUGGGAUCACAUGAGGCCACCGAAUGACCGAAUCAUCAGCAUCCACCUGACUGAACCAAGUCUGCCCCUGGAAGACGAGGACGGCGAUGGCCAGAUCGACAAUCCUGAAGGGCUAGGUUUUAUCCAGACCGAUGACGGUACAAGGAUCGAGGUCAAGCAGAGCAAGCCGAAACAGGGAGAGGAGAUCAAGAAGGCCGAAGGAGGCAGGAUUUACAAGAUUAUCACCAGAAACUACAUGGCCGAGGGAUACGAUGGAUUCCAGGAUCUCAAGAACCGCAAGUUCAUCAUCGAUGAUGACAACGGUCAAAUCAUGUCGUCGGUAGUCCGAUCUUUCUUGCUCGGUUCCAGCUACAUUUUUAGGCACAAGCAGCUGCGGGACGAGCAUCACAAGCACAUGUCGGCGCACAGCGACGAGGUGCUUGACAGGCACAGAGCUCGGUUCGAGAAAUCCCACCAGGAUCUCAGUCAAUCGCCCGAGGGAUCUCCGGUCGUUGGCCAAAUGUCGAGUGCAUGGAGUAGCGGCUGUAUCUCGAACGGUGGGACGAACAGGCGGCAUGUCAUCGACCACGACGCUAGGGAUAUCAGAGAUGCCUUGCAUAUUGCGAGAAGGGAGCACAUGUCCGAGAUGGACGCGUUGGACGGUAAAUCGCUACGGAACUUGACCUGCACGAAUUGUGGGACGGAAGUCCCGCAUGACGCCCAGCCAGGCAAACAGCCCACAUCGCCCGUCUCGCCUCCCAUGAAAGCGUCAUUCCUCGUCGGUGAUCAUAACAGGGAAGAAGUCAGGACCAUGGAUGACGACAUUGCGAUCGUCUCGCCGUUGAUAGAUGGUCGACUGAGGGACAUCUCUGCGCACAAAGACGAAGAGUGAAUUCCAAUGCCAUGGAACACUGUGCUUAAUCGCAUCCCUCCUAUGGAGAUCAACACGCAUCAAAGGUGGUAUCGGCACCCACCUUGAAGUCCAAAUUAUUGACCUGACGAUUAUAAGACCUGUAACUUUGUGAAAGGUUCGGUUUUCGGCUUGCAUCGUGAUCCUGUACGCUAUAACCAUGCAUGUCGCAUGUCGAACCCUAGCUAACGGGAUUAAUGACGCGUGAAGCGGCGCGAUCGCGAGGACCGCUCCGGAACUCCUGCCUAUUAUUAUUGCCUAUGCA